ACGCCCCUUUCUGCAGCAGUCUUCUACCAGCGAAGUCAGCAAGAGAAAUAGUGAGUGAGUUGUGGGCUGCUCGAUAAACACUUGACUAAGUACAUUGCUUGCACUGCAGCUUGAUAAUUAUGGCUACGGGGCAUGGUCACAUACUACAGCAAGGCUUUGGUGAGGAUGAUUUGCUGGCUUUAGUUGAUGCCCUUUAUCCAGUUAGCAAAAAGUACCUUCAUCUCGGUUUACAAAUUGGAGUAAAAAAGGAGGAAAUAGACAAGGUAAAAUACGCUGAUCCCACUAUGCGUUUGCUUGAAGUCAUAAAACUCCGUCUGAGGGUAAGUGAGCCCCUUACGUGGAGCAUGAUAGACCAGGCACUUCGGUCGAGCUCGAUUAAUGAGAGUCAGUUGGCGGAUAGCAUACAGCGAGAUGGUCUCAAAAGUAAAUAUGAGAAGGCUAGUGUUAAGGAUGGCAAGUCUCGAAGGGUAAGAGAAGAUGGGCCAUCAUCUGCUUUACUGGAGUACCAAUUUAGUGCUGAAUCCUACACGGAUCCGUCGCCUUCCAGUGAAAAUGAAGAAAGCUUAUGUGAGAGUGACCUAGGAGCCAUAGAUAACGCCCUCCACCCUGUAUGCAACAAGUAUGUGUUUCUUGGCCUACUAAUUGGUGUUAGCAGAAGGGACAUAGAAAUUAUUGAGGCACGCUACGAAGAUCCCAGCAGGUGCUUGCUUGAGAUUCUAUCACUCCGUCUGAAAGAAGCUAAACCACUCACAUGGGGUGCUGUUGACAAGGCACUCAGGUCAAGACUUAUCAAUGAAAGUCGGUUAGCUGACGAAAUUUUAGAAAACAAAUCUUGGCCAAGGUUCGAAGUACGAACAGGAUUAGAGCAUGUUAAGCAAGAGACGUCUGCAGGAAAUGCAGCGAAAGAGGAAGAUGGCGAUAUUUUAUUCCAUCACACUUCAGCAAGUCAAACACAAGAAACAGAAUUUAACACCCACCAUGCCGUAACAUGUGAAGGAAAGACUAAGAGAAUUACAUUGUCACCUACAAUUAGCAAAGUUGAUGAAGUAUUAAAGGACGACAGUGAGCCAGUAAAAUCUUUGACUUCUUCAAAACGGCAUCCAGAGGAGGUAGGCACCAGGACUGAACUUGAUGCUGCUGAAGAAGAGACGGAACGUGCACAGGGCGAUGAGUCCAUGCUAAGUGGAAAUGACAACAGAAGAACGAAAUGGGAAGAAAGUGAAAAGAAGGAAGCAUCAUCAAUUAAUGGCGCUGCAAACGCACCGUUUUGUGGUUCAAAAGAUGAGAGAAUUCCCGAAAAACCUGUUUUCUCAAAGGCAAUCAAAUCAGGUACACCCUUAACUUCACAAGCUACUCGGUCAGUUUUUAGGCAUGAUGAUUCCAAAAGAAACACAAGUGAGACGGACUCAUCUAGUUCAUCUGAGACUGACAAUGAAUCUUCGCCAGAACGUGACAAACUGAGGGGACAACUCACUCCAGAACACAACAAAAAACUUACUAAGAUAUUCAAACGCUUUUUUGGAGAGCUCUGUUGUGCCAUUACGAGUCCUGCUAAAACGGCCGCCCAGCUACAGAGACAGCCGGGCCUGAUAUCCCAGUCUCUAAUGAAGAAUAUACUGAGAUCUCCCGAGUCCGAAAUGGAUAAAACAAUCAGUUUGGUGUCUUCACUUGGCCAAAAAAUUAAAUCGCGCCCUGACAAGAUUCUUACGUUGAUUACAGGUUUGCUAGAAAUCCCCGACUUAGAAGAAGUCGGCCGACGUAUGUUGACAGACACAGAUAAAGUGUGCCCUAGAAGAACAGCCACAAGUUAUCCAUGUUCUCCUGGAAAUGUAGACUCAAAGGCAGCACUAGAGAGUCAUAUAAAAGGACCCGCACAUGAUCUUACCACCAGUCAGGACACUCCGUCACCUGCAGCCUCCAUAAGUACAGGUAGUAUGGCAACACCAUCUCCUGAAGUAAGUGCUCCAACGCCAACACUACAUUUGAGCCCAGUGCUGCAAAGGUACAGGGAAUAUUUGCAGUCGUAUUACAAGGCUAGAGCUCUGGCUCCAGCAGACAAGUUCCUCCCCACAAUGAAUGCUCCAUACAUAGACUUAGCAAUGGUUAGUAAAACAUUGUACAAGGAUGGGAUACAUCAGUAUGUGUCACCACUUCGUAUGGGAAGACUUGCUGAGUCCUGUGAAGGACAAGCAGCCAGUCAAGUUUGUAUUGGUAGAAGGUCCUCCGGGAAUGGGAAAGAGUACCUUUGCUUGGGAGGUAUGUAGGAGAUGGGAUGAAAUUCUUAGAAACUAUCACGCUGUAGUGCUCCUCAAGUUAAGGGAAAAGUGGGUUUUGAACGCGACCUCACUUGCCGAUCUGUUUCGUUAUCCAUCUGAACCCCAGUUUAGUAGUAGUAUUGCUGCUGAAUUCGAUCGGUCGCAAGGACGAACUUUGCUGCUUGUUUUAGAUGGCUUUGACGAAGUCUCUCACAAUUUCCAUCGAGAUUCUGCAAUAGUAAGCAUUCUACGUAAGCAACUCCUCCCUGCUUGUACAAUCAUUCUCACAACUAGAUCUUCAGCCAAGUCGAUUAUUCAUCAAGCUUUACAGCCUCGAGUUGAUAAAAAUGUAGAGAUUAUCGGAUUCACUGAGAAAAAAAGGGUUCAGUACAUCACAGAGGUCUUCAGUGAGAAACCAGAGCUUCAUGCAAGAUUCUUGAAGUACAUGUUUCUUGUCCCUCACAUCAAGUCAAUGAUGUACACUCCUCUCAACUGUGCAAUAAUUGCCCGGGUCUAUUUCGAGUCUCAAAACACCCCUCACCUUAGUCAACUCGAAAACAAGAACACAGCUGUACAGAGCACUCACUCAUUCUCUUCUUGCUAGACACAUAAAUUCGAGAGAGGGUUUUGAUUUUGAGUGUAUGCUGCCAGAAGGUCUAAGGCAAGACUAUAUGGAAAAAUUUAAGGUGUUGGCUAAAUUUGCUUUUGAUAGCUAUCAUCACAAUAAUGAUUCGCCAAGAAAGGUAACAUUCUUUAAUGAAGACAUACCCAAGGGACUAGAUCACUUUGGGUUUAUGAAUGAGUCCACUGAAAUGUAUGCCAGCAAAGGAGUGGAGCGAACGUUUUCAUUUAUCCACCUCAGUCUACAGGAAUACCUUGCAGCUUGGCACCUAGCCCACAGCUACAGUAUUGAGUUUCAGGUGGCAUAUCACGGGAUGGCUGUAAUGAGUAGUGGAUCCGUGCAUUGUUUGUUCCUCAAAAAUGAUUAUAAAGGUAGUAGCAAAGAGGAGGAAGCUCUCAUAGCAUCUCUACAGUCUCUAUCCUCAGCACUAGAGGAGCCAGCCAUAUUCCUGUCCGGGAUCAAUGGCUGUAGAUUCCAGUCACAGAAAACUAGAAGCCCCUGGUACACAUAUCUCAGCACCAGCUCUGGGGAUGUUUUCAGAUCAAGAGUGCUGUUACGCUCUCUCUAUGAAGCUCAAAAUCCAUUGCUUUUAAGGGACUAUUUUGCUGGCAGCACUCGCUCCACUUGUAGAGAGGUUACCAUUGGGUCUUGGGGAUUCGUGAGGGGACAGACACAAUACGAAUGCUAUGCUCUUUCAUAUUGUCUAGCACAUUGCUCUGAUCAGUUGCAUUUGAAACUCGACUUUAGUAAUUAUCUCCAGAUCUUUCUUCUGCAAUCGUUUGUCAAAGGUCUCUUGGAUAACUUCAAAUCUACCUCAGACAAUGUGAAGAGUAUCGAUGUGAAUAUGUCUGUGGAAAGAUCUAACGAUUUUGUGUAUUGGUUAACAAGAGCUAAUAAGUGUUUUUCUGGACUGGAAAAAGCUUCACUUUCGUUUACCAAAAUUGACAGUGAUACUCUCCAGAGGUUUUUGCAACCGCUUUCUAAUCUCCAGUCACUUGUGAUUAACAUGACGACAUCUGAAUCUUGGGAGUGGCUUUCAGGGCUCAAGUCUCUCACCAAACUUGAAGUUUUAAACAUUACUAGCAAAAAGCAAUGCAACCUUCCACCAGUUGAGCCCCUUUGUUGGCUUGUCAAGAAUCGCCUGACAAAAGCUGUGCUUGAUAUCAAAAUACCAUCUACACCGUAUGAUAUUGGUAGUCCAACAGCCUUACUUGUUGACUCUGUGAUGCAGUCUGUUAUGAAUUCAAAUCAAAUUAGUGAAGUAGAACUUCCCAAUGUGUCACGUGAAACAAUGGUUGGUGUCCGUGACAUCUUACUCAUGUGCCCGAAUCUAACAACAUUGAAACUCAAGAGAACCAGACUGGGAUAUGAAGGAAUCCUCUACAUUUGUAGUGCUCUAACAAACAGUAAAACAUCAUUGAAAUUCCUUGAGAUCAACGAUCUUUGCUUGCCACCUAAAAAACGAGGCGUACAAUUAUACGAUAUUUAUCCCGUUGUUUCGUCUUUCUCUUUGAUGGACAGUGUUCCUUUGCCCAGCAAAAUUACCUGCACUGACUUUCUUCUAAAGCUGAACAAUAUUCUUAGAAAAAAUACAACUCUUGAAAAGAUAGUCAUCCAGUCAGGAGUUUUCAGACCUGUUGAUGAUACAAGUAUUCACUUUGGAGGGUUUACAGAGUGGACAGGACUGGGACCUCUGCAGCAGUUCAACAUGGGAGUCAUCAGAAGUGGGGUAUCUCACAAUCUAAGAAGAUCCUUCUCAUCAUCAGACAUCACCCGGCCACAGACCCAACUCUACUGGUGGAGAAACUUUGUGGCUCUUAAGAAUAUAGAACUGUGGGAUCGUAACAGUCCUGGUCUGACAGUGGUACAGGUAAAGAAGUCCUGUCCCGUUCCAUUAUUCACGGCUCCUGACAAUCAGGUUCUGCAGUUCUUCUCCGGCCUUGACCUUCGUCUCAGGGAAUGUCUGGGGAUAUUAAACCUCAGAAUGUACGCAAUUAACACCGCCAGCACUGGCCUUAUGCUUUUUAAUAGGGACGUGACUCCUCAGAACUUGUUCCUUGUGUGGACGACUGGGGUAUAAGACGGGUAAUUGGAUAUUUGUAGUAUUACAUCGCUAUAUGGCUUAUUUUUAGUUGAUGUGUUUAUAGCUAGCUGCUAGGUUUUAUUUAGUACUGCUAUUUCUGUAGUCACUAUAAUUAUUUAGUCGAGCCUACAUGUCUGCUGAUUUCACCCUGUCUCUUCCCUUGCUCACCUUUUGAUCACCCUUCACACUUGUGUCACCCACUUUAAUAUUCCUGUCACCCAACCUCUGCUUUCUAGAUCUUUCUUUUGUGUAUCAUCCCUAUAUAAAGUCUAUCCAUUCGCACAGUUCAUGAGAA
Molecule: messenger RNA, 5255 nt
Organism: Geodia barretti
Lineage: Eukaryota; Metazoa; Porifera; Demospongiae; Tetractinellida; Geodiidae
Source: the annotation of a GenBank genome assembly